UCUCCGGUUCCGGCAGGGUGACGCUUGUCCGCGUUGAGGAUCCAUUGGCGGAUUAAUUGAUCGGUUUGAGCUGUAAAAUCCUGAUUAAUCGACUGAUCUGAUCAGCAAUGAGGCUGGUGCCGGUGAUGCUGCUGCUGCUGAGCGCUCUGCUGUUGGCGGAGGGAGGGAGGAGCCGCAGGGAGAACAGCGGGAAUAGCGGGAACAGCCUGCGGAGGGCGGCCAGCGGAGUGUACCAAACACUUAGUAGCGCCUUCGGAGAGGACAGCAUGAGGACAGUACACAAGUUCUUCUCCAAGACCACCGAGAGGUUUGUCCAGGGAGUCGACUCGUUCCUGGAUACGAUAUGGAAGAUCUGGACGGAUCUACUGGACAUUAUGGGGAUUGACUCCUCUAAUCUGACCCACUACUUCAGUCCGGCGUCCGUGUCCAGUUCCCCGGCCCGCGCUCUCCUGCUGGUGGCUGCCGUGCUGGUGGCGUAUUGGUUCCUGUCUUUGUUUCUGGGGGGAUUUUUCUACCUGCUGCACGCCGUGUUCGGCCGCUUCUUCUGGCUGGCUCGCGUCUCCCUGUUCGCUCUGUCGUGUCUGUACAUCCUGCGGAAGUUCGAGGGCGACCCGGAGAAGGCGGUGCUGCCGCUGUGCUUCAUCAUGGCGGUGUACUUCAUGACUGGCCCGGUGGGGGCGUACUGGCGCAAAGGCAGCAGCCCCAACACGCUGGAGGAGAAGAUUGACCACCUGGACACCCAGAUCCGCCUGCUCAACAUCCGCCUCAGCAGAGUCAUCGACAGCCUCGAGCGCUCCAGCGACCAAUGAGGACGUCAGAUUUGGCCCCGGGGCGGGGCUUGCGGUGGUAGGGGGCGGGGUCGGAACCAGAGGUUUAUUUAAAGUGAUGGGGCUCAAAGCAGGGACUAGAAACGGAGAACAAAAACGGAGAAAAAUAAAAAUGACAACAAACAUUUUUCACAGAACACCGAUAGAAAGUGUGAAUGAAUUUGUACUUUUUAAAUGAAUUAUAUUAAUUUUUCAGAUUAAUGUACCAGGGCAUCCCCACUCCUCGCUUUAGGGGACAUAACAGCUUAAAAAAUGUGAGCUGCUUUUUAUUAACUGGUUAAUAAAGUCGUUAUUUAUCA
Pygocentrus nattereri (red-bellied piranha) is the source of this 1126-nucleotide messenger RNA. It is a transcript of the gene bri3bp, whose product is annotated as bri3 binding protein. Bases 108 to 809 code for a protein of 233 amino acids. NCBI's taxonomy places the organism in Eukaryota, Metazoa, Chordata, Actinopteri, Characiformes, Serrasalmidae. The transcript has 3 exons. The record is from RefSeq and is a predicted model, not a curated record. Gene Ontology annotation, cellular component: mitochondrion.